AUGGAGAAAUUAAAACAAAUAAAUCGUAAAUGUAAACGAUUUUCAGCACGCUUAAAGACUUCAAAGGGAGUUUUAUGUGUUGAAACACCAAGUACUAACAUAGUGUUGUGUAACGUAGGCCAGGCUACUGGCUUCCUUAAGGAAGAUGCUAACAAUCUCCUACAGGAGCUUCCCACAGUGGACUUACUUAAAUACAUUGCUGCAAAAGGCGAAUCACACUCUUUUUUAGUGUUUGCUGAUGUUGAAAGUUCUCGACUGUUUCAUGAAGCUCACAAUGGUAAAGCAAAGGCGAUGAAUGGAACAGUGAUUUAUAUGAAUUAUGUUGAAGGAGUUCCAAGUGAUGAGAUACUUUGCACAGUAAAUCCACCAAAAGGACUUAAAAUAAUACCUGAUUUUAUUACAAUUGAAGAAGAAAAAGAAUUUAUAACACUAUUUGAUUGGAUAGAUGAGUCUAACCUAAAGAAUCGACAAGUAAAACAUUAUGGGUAUGAAUUUAGAUAUGGCAGCAAUGAUGUGGAUUUAAACGCCCCCUUAGAUAAAGAAAUUCCUCCUCAGUGUGACAUUUUAUGGGAUAGAUUGAGAGCUCAAGGCAUUGCUAUAAAUGUACCAGAUCAACUUACUGUAAAUAAAUAUUUGCCAGGACAAGGAAUUCCAUCACAUGUUGAUAGACACAGCCCCUUUGGGGACACAAUUUUAUCUCUGUCACUAGGCUCAGAUGUUGUUAUGGACUGGAAGCAUCAUAGUAAUAAAUAUGUACCCAUUGUGGUGCCUGCUCGGUCUAUGCUUGUUAUGCAGGAGGAGGCAAGAUAUGACUGGCAACAUGCUAUUCAACCUCGUACAUGGGACCCUAUAGUACAAAUCAGAAAACACGAAAGAGUUAUAACUGGCGAUACCAGACCUCGAGACACAAGGAUAUCUCUUACUUUCCGUAAGACAAGAGAGGGACCGUGUGAAUGUUGUUAUAACAUUUUGUGUGACCGAUUUAAAAAAGAUGGGGAGUUAGACAAUGUAUUAGCAUCGCAUUUAGAGGAAUUGCAUGUACAUCAGGUGUAUGAACAAAUAGCAGGCCACUUUAGUACGACGCGUCACAAGCGCUGGCCUCGGGUUGAUGAAUUUUUGCAGAGCAUACCCUCUGGAGCAGUGUUACUAGACCUUGGGGCCGGAAAUGGCAAGAAUAUAUUGAACAGGAAUGAUAUCCUACAGAUAGCAGGCGAACGUAGUGCAGGGUUGUUAUUAGAAUGUUCGGCGCACACACGCGCUAUAUCUGGCUCGGAUUGUGUCAGACUUGACUUACUUCAUUCGCCGUUAAGGGACGAGUGUGCGGACGUCAUUAUUUGUGUCGCUGUCAUACACCACUUUUGUAGCGAGGCAAGAAGAAAACAAUCGAUCCUUACGAUCGCGCGUCUUCUCCGUCCUGGAGGUGUUGCCCUCAUCACAGUAUGGGCCAAAGACCAGACCAAAUCGAACUACUUGGACACAAACAAGGAAAACCGCGAUACAGACCUAGUGACCACGAUUGGGGGUGUAAAUCUUCCAAUACACGAAAAUAGAACACAAUUUCAGCAUUCAGAUCUCCUAGUUCCGUGGAAGUUGAGGCAAAUCCGGGAUAAAAAGUUAACGAAUACGUCCGACACAUUUUUAAGGUAUUACCACGUGUUCGAAGAUGGCGAAUUGGAUGAUUUGUGUAAACCCGAACUCAAGAUUGAGAACAGUUUCUAUGAGGAAGGGAAUUGGUGUGUUGUUUGUAAGAAAUUGUAA
Pieris macdunnoughi is the source of this 1758-nucleotide messenger RNA. The record is from the annotation of a GenBank genome assembly. NCBI's taxonomy places the organism in Eukaryota, Metazoa, Arthropoda, Insecta, Lepidoptera, Pieridae.